Messenger RNA from Glycine soja, 2305 nucleotides. Its product is annotated as rhamnogalacturonan I rhamnosyltransferase 1-like. Gene Ontology annotation, cellular component: chloroplast; cytoplasm. Lineage: Eukaryota; Viridiplantae; Streptophyta; Magnoliopsida; Fabales; Fabaceae. Bases 557 to 2056 code for a protein of 499 amino acids. Gene Ontology annotation, molecular function: calcium ion binding. The record is from RefSeq and is a predicted model, not a curated record. The transcript has 9 exons.
AUUUUAUCCUACAACAAAAUGCAUCAUAAUUCACAACGUCAAAUUCAUGCAAAGGUGGAUCAGAGUGUGAGAGAGAAGACGAACAUCUUUCUAGAAAUAGACAACGCUAGUUUCCAUUGAAAUUGUCAGGUGGAAUAAAAAGCUAGAAAAAGAAACAAGGUUUUCCCCGAAAAGGGAAUAGAAAUGCAUGAAUCUUCAAUGUUUGUUUGAUUCUUCCGAUUUAAUCCUCCUCGUCACUUUCAGAUCUUUUCUUAGAUCUUUAAUUCUUGUUCUCCUUGUCUUCUUUCGCGACAACAAACCUCUCCCUUUUCUCUUUUCCAAACACUUUCUCCCUCUUUGAUUCUUGAAUAAGACCUUCAAAUUCUGUUCAACCAAUUGGGGGGGCAUAAAAAGAUCAUGUUUUGAGCCUCGCCAUCAAUCACGCUCUUCAAAUUCAAUUCUGGGCCGGUUUCAAUUUCUUCAAAAGCCGCGAAAAGUGCAGAUUCACUUCGUCGCAGUGUUGUUUGUAUCUGGGUACUUGUGGUGAUGAGGUGGCAAUGAGGUGUGUGGCAGAGGAAUGGAGGGUAUUCAGGUGAGGUGCGAUAAGCUUCAGGGUGGUGUGAUUCAGAGGAGCCGUUUGCGGGUUUGGUUCAUUCGAGUGUGUUCAAGCAUUGUGCUGUGGACAUGUCUGGUUCAGUUGGUGACAGUGAGUGAAUUAUGGCAUUCUCAUUUCUUUUUGGGGAUCAGUAGUCGAAUAUAUCACACAAAUCAAAGUCCUCUUGAAGCGCAAAAUGAACUUGCUCAACCGCCCCCACCUUUUCUUCCCGCAAGAAAUUAUACAAGUAAUGGUUUUCUAAGAGUGUCCUGCAAUGGGGGUUUAAAUCAAAUGCGUGCAGCGAUUUGUGACAUGGUGACAGUUGCUCGACUGUUGAAUCUCACAUUGGUUGUUCCAGAGCUUGAUAAGAAGUCAUUUUGGGCAGACCCUAGUAAUUUUGAGGACAUUUUUGAUGUGAGACAUUUCAUUGAUUCUCUACAAGAUGAAGUUCGAAUAGUAAAAAGAGUGCCCAAAAGGUUUAGUAGGAAAAGUGGAUACUCUACCCUGAAGAUGCCUCCUGUUAGCUGGUCAAAUGAAAAGUAUUACUUGGAGCAGAUUCUGCCACUUUUUGGCAAGCAUAAGGUGGUACAUUUCAACAAAACAGAUGCACGUCUAGCAAACAAUGGUCUCCCACUUGAUCUACAGAAACUUAGGUGUCGUGUAAAUUUCCAGGCAUUGAAAUUUACUCCUCAACUUGAGAAUUUGGGCCAAAAAUUGAUUCGGAUACUUCGUGAAAAUGGACCCUUUCUGGCAUUGCAUCUGAGAUAUGAGAUGGAUAUGCUGGCUUUCUCAGGUUGUACGCAUGGUUGCUCUAUUGAAGAAGCUGAGGAGCUCAAGCAGAUGAGGUAUGCAUUCCCUUCCUGGAGAGAGAAGGAGAUAGUUUCUGAAGAAAGGAGAUCACAGGGUCUCUGUCCUUUGACUCCAGAGGAGUCUGCCUUAAUUCUGCAAGCCUUGGGUUUUGACAGGGAGACACCAAUAUAUAUUGCAGCUGGUGAAAUUUAUGGUGGUGAACAUCGAUUAGCACAACUCAGAGCUGCAUUUCCAAGAAUUGUUAAGAAAGAGACAUUGCUGGUCAAUGAUGAGUUGCAGCAGUUUCAGAAUCAUUCAUCACAAAUGGCAGCUUUAGAUUUUAUGGUUUCAGUAGCCAGUAACACCUUUGUUCCUACGUAUUAUGGUAACAUGGCAAAACUUGUGGAAGGCCAUCGCAGGUAUUCUGGUUUUAAGAAAUCCAUCUUAUUGGAUCGGAAAAAGCUCGUAGAAUUGUUUGACAUGCAUCAAAAUGGAACCCUUCCAUGGAAUGAAUUUUCAAAUGCUGUUCGACAGGUUCAUGAAAAAAGAAUGGGACAGCCAACUCAUCGGAGAGUCGAUGUAGACAAGCCGAAGGAAGAGGAUUAUUUCUAUGCCAACCCUUAUGAGUGUCUGUGUGAGGGAACAAAGUGUGAUGACUUGCUAGGUCCUCUUAACUCUAGUCAAAUACGAUGAGUAAAAGCUGUCAAAUGUAAAAAGAAAUGUACACUUCUUCCCAUCCACAAGUUUAAAAGAGGAAUUUAUAAAUUGCUCCUUCCCACUUAAUUGUGUAAGUGCUGUACACACGAUGACCUUUAUAAGUAUGUACACGUGAAUGAGAACCAUGAAAAGAAAAACAAAAAAAGAGAGGAAAUAUCAGCUUCUAUCGAGGCAUGCAAAGAUGUAUCGUCAAUUUCACCCUUAAUUGAUUUAUUUAUGAGGUCA